AUGGGCAAACGCAAGUCAUCACAGAAGCCUAUGGGCCCCAAGAAGGCCGAUCCUCUACCUACCACAUUUACGUGCUUAUUCUGCAACCACGAGAAGUCAGUCACGGUGAAACUUGAUCGCAAGGCCGGUGUUGGCCAGUUAGAUUGCCGCAUUUGUGGUCAGAAAUUCCAGUGCGCCGUCAACUACCUCUCCGCCGCCGUGGAUGUGUACGGAGAAUGGGUGGAUGCCGCAGAGGCUGUCGCGAAAGAAGACAGUGCACGCGCCAGCUACACGGGCACCGCGAGAGCACCGCCAUCGAGGCGAGAUCGAGCCGAGGAGGAUGCGACAAGCGAUCGUGACGAGUCUCACCGAUACGGCGGCGAGAGUAUCGUAGCGGACGACGAAGACGACUGA
Messenger RNA from Akanthomyces muscarius, 393 nucleotides. RefSeq lists its product as uncharacterized. Gene Ontology annotation, cellular component: transcription elongation factor complex. The record is from RefSeq and is a predicted model, not a curated record. Gene Ontology annotation, biological process: transcription elongation by RNA polymerase II. The coding region runs from base 1 to 393 and encodes 130 amino acids. Gene Ontology annotation, molecular function: RNA polymerase II complex binding. The transcript is spliced from 4 exons. NCBI's taxonomy places the organism in Eukaryota, Fungi, Ascomycota, Sordariomycetes, Hypocreales, Cordycipitaceae.